UAUAGCUAGCAUAAUUGACCCUCCCACAAAUACCUCACCAACUGUCUAUGCUCCCCGUCCAUAUGCUUCUCCAAACCAUGGCACACCCAUAUACUCUCCUUCCCCUGCGGCUACACCAGUCAUCGCUCCGACGCCACAUCCGCCUCCUCAGCCGAUCUCGCCGUACGCCCAUCGAUCGCCCUAUCCAACCCCUUCACAAUUACAGCCAUCGCACGAUUCACAGUCCUCCGGUCAUUCUUCGUCUCAAGGUCCGCCGCCGCCGGCCCCACCACCACGUCUAUCAGUAGCACCUGAGCCUCCAGCGCCUGCACCGUCUAAUAACCAUCGCGCGCCUUCGCCCGGGCCUACCCCAAUGGAUGUAGAUACGGAUCCGCAUCCGGCCCCUAAAGCACCCAAAAAGGAGACCAAAGCUCCCCCCACAGCGCCUCCAUCGAACGCUGCGUCCCCGAAGCCCUCUCGUGCAACCAAGGAGCCCCCGCCUCCAUUGCCUCAAGGCUCAGGACUGAUCUCCAAUGCCUUGUUUGGCGUGGGCGACGCUGCGUCCACCAGCGAUUCUGAUUCUCGGCGGACGCCCAGUAUUAUAAUACACAUUCCAUUGCAAGGGACUGGCAACAGGAUUGUCAACUUUGCGCGCUUGGCCGAGGAACAAUACGGCUUUGCCGCUUUACAUCCUCGCCUUGCAGCUCACAAGGAACGACUUGCUCGUGUAGCCGCAGCGGGUGCAGCACUAGAACGAAAUGAUAAAUCCGGCCGGGGACUCUCCGCUGGGGAGAGUGCUGAUGAAGAUCUCAGUCUCGAAGUUGAACGUGACAGUGACUUAGAUGGAGACAGUGCGUUGGGCGGCACAGCAGCUCGCACGAACGGGCCGGAGGCUCCAGAUGGGAAAAAGAAGCGUCGCAAGAAGAAGAUGGAAGAGUAUGACCGAGACGAUCCUUUUGUCGACGAUAGCGAGCUAGCCUGGCAGGAACAGGCCGCGGCCAGCAAAGACGGCUUCUUCGUAUAUAGUGGCCCUCUGGUGCCUGAGGGCGAAAAGGUGCAAGUCGAACGGGCGGAUGGCACAAUAAAACGUGGCAGGGGCCGGGGUCGCGGCGGUCGCAAUCGAGCACCUCAAUCCGCUUCCCAUCAAGCGCCACUGGCAGCCGCCGUCCCCAUUUCCCAAGAAACAGGUCUCCCUGUACGAGGUCCCGGAUCCAGGGGUGGUAGUACUACCCGUCGUCCGCGUACAAAGCCCAAGGCGGAACAGGACAAAGCAGGCGGCACACCUUCCGCAUCUCAGGGGCGAGGCGGCGGCACCGCUGGCCGGGGAGGCUCGGCAAGCGCUCGAGGAGGGAAAUCAACGUCAAUGGUGGAAUUGGCACCGCGUCCCAACUUGGCACCCACGCCUCCGGGACCAAGCCCGGUAGCAAGUUCUGAACUGGCCAUGAAAUAAAAGUGAGCUCCAAUCAUUUCCCCCCUUUCUCCACGACGUACGAUCCAUUGUCUAGGUAUCAGGUUAUGUGGUUUAUUGCUUUCGUUGGCGUCACUGGACCUUUGGGUACAGAGGGAUGAUGAAAGGUUUAAUUGUAGAACGGUGGCUUCUGCUGCGAGGCUAUUCCUGUGCUUCUAUUCGGUAUUACAUGCCUGUUAUGUGUUUCUAUCAGUGUGGUUUCUUAAGGUUUCUUUGUUUUCUUCCGAUCUCCU
Molecule: messenger RNA, 1680 nt
Organism: Aspergillus nomiae NRRL 13137
Lineage: Eukaryota; Fungi; Ascomycota; Eurotiomycetes; Eurotiales; Aspergillaceae
Exons: 2
Source: RefSeq, a predicted model, not a curated record